AUAACUUUUUAUUUUAAAAUAAAAUCUAUACAGCAACAACAUCUCACCUAUUAGUCGAUGUGUGUUGAAUUGAAAUAAUGGCAAAACUUGUUGAAUGCGUUCCAAAUUUUUCGGAAGGACGUGAUAGCACAAUAAUCCAAGCGAUUGCUGAUGCUAUUAAAAAAACGCCUGGCUGUAGUGUGUUGGACGUUGACCCAGGAGCAUCAACAAAUCGUACUGUGUACACCUUCGUUGGAUCACCCGACGAUGUUGUCAAUGGAGCGUUAGCUGGCGCUAGAGCAGCAUAUCAACUGAUUGAUAUGACGAAGCAUAAAGGCGAGCAUCCACGAAUGGGCGCACUGGAUGUUUGUCCUUUCAUCCCGGUUAAAAAUGCCACUAUAGACGACUGUACCACAUGUGCGAAUGAAUUUGGAAAAAGGAUUGCAGAAGAGUUGAAUAUUCCUAUUUACUUGUAUGGAUUUUCAGCAAAUGAAGAGAAGCGUAAACUACUCCCAUCUAUACGUUCAGGGGAGUAUGAAAAUCUUCCCAAUAAGUUAUCAGAUUCAGAAUGGAAGCCGGAUUAUGGCCCCGCAACAUUUGUACCUAGCUGGGGAGCAACUGCAACUGGAGCAAGAAACUUCCUAAUUGCGUAUAACGUUAACUUGUUGAGCACAAAGGAACAAGCUCACCGGAUCGCGCUGGAUUUACGAGAAACUGGAAGAGGCAAAGGGACGCCGGGAAAGCUGAAAAACGUCCAAGGUAUAGGCUGGUAUUUGAAGGAGCAAAAUUUAGCUCAGAUAUCAACAAAUAUCACCGAUUACACAGUUACUCCCAUACAUAUGGUGUACGAGGAGGCAAAAAAAUGCGCCGAGGAAUUGAAACUUCCAGUUACUGGGUCUGAGGUAGUAGGCCUAGUUCCACUUGAUUCUAUACUACAAGCGGCGGAGUUCUACAUCGAGAAAGAGCAUCUGUUCGUUUUGGAAGAGCGAGAUAAAGUACGACUUGCUAUCAACAGGCUUUCUUUGAAUUCUCUCGGACAGUUUGAUCCCGAUAAGCGAAUCAUUGAAUAUUGCGUUAGGGACGACGCGAAAGACUUUCCUCUAGGAUCGUUAACAUUGAAGAAUUUUAUUGCUUCAGUUGGGGAAAGAACUCCGGCUCCUGGAGGUGGAUCCGUGUCAGCGGCGGUUGCGGCAAUGGGAGCAGCACUCGGGACCAUGGCAGGGUUGAUGACAUAUGGGAAACGUCAGUGGGAAUCGCAGGAUGAUCUUAUGAGAAAAAACAUUCCGUCAAUUUAUAAUAUAAUGAGUGAACUCAUUCCGAUGAUCGACCAAGAUGCAAAAGCAUUCGAUGGAUACAUGGCAGCAAUGAAAAUGCCACGAAAAACGGAAGAAGAAAUAGCUAAUAGAAACCAAGCCAUGCAAGAAGGAAUUGUCCAGGCAAUUCGUGUUCCUCAAAAAGUAAUUGAUACAGUGAAUCAAUCCUGGGUAUGGUUGACAGAAAUUGCCCAGAACUGCAAUAUAUCUUGCGCUUCCGAUAUACAGGUUGGCGUCAAGUGCCUUGAGACUGGUGCGUGGGGAGCCUUUCAGAACGUACUCAUCAAUCUGAAGGACGUGAAAGAUGAAACUAUCCGUGAUCGUUUACGAGACGAAGCAGAGAAAUCCAUUGUAGAUGCACAAAAUCAAUCUAAAACUGUCUUAGAAAUAAUUCAAAAUCGCUUGAAUUAGUUACAGCAAGUGAUAGCGUAUGAUAUAUAACUCUCGUCUUAGUUUUUUUUUUGCUAUGCUUUCCCUUUCUGGUGUUUAGAUCCAAAGAUAAGCGAAAAAGAUUAAAUCAGAGCGUAAGUAAGUAAUCAAAAACCAGAAAAAUUUAUCAUGGGAUCAAAUGCGCGCGCGUAUAUGAAAUGAAUAUUGAUUGUUGUUAUUGUUAGAUUGGUGAAAUGCUUGUAUUAUCAUACACGGAUAUGAUCCGUGCCUUCUGAGAGACGGAAAAUGUGAUUUGAAUUAAACAGCCUAGCAAUGCGUAUUCAUAUCUAA
Molecule: messenger RNA, 2012 nt
Organism: Styela clava
Lineage: Eukaryota; Metazoa; Chordata; Ascidiacea; Stolidobranchia; Styelidae
Product: formimidoyltransferase-cyclodeaminase-like
Molecular function (GO): folic acid binding; transferase activity
Source: RefSeq, a predicted model, not a curated record